GAUGGCUCCAUUACAUUCCAUUAUUUUGCUAUCAUUUCAUUUGAGGAGAGUCAGUACUAAUCAGCCGUUAAAUUCUGAAAAUUGAUCAUACAGCCGAAAUAAAAUUGCAGGCACCGGCAUUGGUGGCCAUUUUGUAUCUUGUGUUUGAAUUCGUCUGGUUUUAAUGUUUUGAAAACAUUUUUUACUUAAUUUAAAACCAAAUUUUCAUCUGUCUUGCGUUACUUCAGGGCGAACCAAGACGAAAAAAGUUGAUUUUGAAAUGCACUAUUGAAGAAUACAUGUUCAUUGUCAGGAAUUUGUCACGAGUGCGACUCGAAAUUCGCUCGUACCUCGGCAGCUGCGUAUUUGCGUUUGUGCUGUCGGCUUUAAAUGGCUUCAGUAAGAAAGUAUGGAAUCUGAGUCCAUAUAAAGACAAAACGCAGAAUUAUAAGGCAUACGAAGACCUGUGGAAGCGAGGAAUGUGUCACGGACCUACUAGUUUUUUUUCAAUCAUUCAAGCGAAGCCGGUAGCCGAGAGGCACGUCACUGUAUGUCUUGCGAAUUUUAAACCUCGUGUAAUGGCUUGUUUCAAAACCUGCAGCGUGCGGAAUCACAUGUCAGGAAACGUUGAUAUAACCUAUAAAUCGAGUUGCGUCGAACAAAAAAAUGUCUUUGCGACGGUUCAUGCAUCCGAGGAACAAGUACAAGCAGGAGCCAAAUUUCAAGCAACUAGCCAUACUUUAUCCGGAGUUUCGUAAAAUUGCGACAACGGAUCUCGCGGGAAAGGUGCGGAUUAAUUUCCAUGAUCUAGAAACCUUGAGAAUACUGACCAAAACCCUUCUAAAACAUGAUUAUGAUUUGAACGUAGAUCUACCAGCCACAAAGCUGGUCCCAGCCGUACCUCUGCGUUUGAAUUACGUACUCUGGAUAGAGGAUUUAGUGAAGCACGCCGGUAUUACAGACAUGUCUUUGAUUUCUGGCAUUGACAUAGGCACUGGAGCGGUGUGCGUCUAUCCAUUGUUAUUUGCAAAGAUCUAUGGAUGUAGAAUGAUCGGCACAGAAGUUGAUUUGGAAAGUUACGAGUCUGCGGUGCGUAAUGUAAAUAGCAACAACUUGCAUGACCUCGUUGAAGUGAUACGUGUAAACAGAGGUACGGUACUCAGAGGGUCAGUACCUGAGAACAAUGUAUAUACAUUCACAAUGUGCAAUCCGCCAUUCUUUUGUGCCGAAGAGGACACGGCCACUGGAUCAAAACCUUCAGGUUCCCGAAUGCCCCCGCGAAACGCACCAUCUGGGAGCGAAGCUGAACUGGUCGUAGAAGGCGGGGAAAUACAAUUUGUUUUGAAAAUGUUGAACGAUAGUGUCGAGCUGAACAAUAAAAUAAAGAUCUAUACAACUAUGCUUGGUAAAAAGACUAGUCUUACAUUUUUGUGCAAUGAAUUCAAGAAACGAAAUAUCGAAAACUCUACAUGGACUGAAUUUUGUCAGGGUCAUACAACUAGAUGGGGUCUAGCUUGGACUUUUCUGUCAAAAGAUGUGCUGGACUUGACAACUGCACCAGUCAUAAGAAUUAGCGGAUGCAGCAAAAAAUUAAAACAGAAAGCUAAACGACCUCCGUCAGAAAUAACUUUCCCUGUAAGAGAUGGCAUGACAGAGACUAAGGAAUUAGUUUUAAUACUGAGACUUUUAUUCAAUGAGUUGAAGAUCCGAGUUGAAGAAUUACAUGUGAAUCCGCAAGAAUCGAGUUACUGGUGUUGCCAAUUGAUGGCUGAUGAGGACACAUGGUCACAUGGACGCAGAAAGCGUCGAAUGAUGGCUAAUCAAAGUUUACCAUCUAAAAGGCCUUGCCCAGAUAUAUUUUCUGAGAAUGAUUCUGAGAAACAAGAAGCCUUGGAUGCAUCUUUCGGAGAUGAUUCUGAAAGAGAAGAAAAGACUACAGCGUUGCCAAAUGGUGUGAAUACUCAGCCCGUCAAAGGAUCGUUUUUAAUUUGCGAUUUGGUUGUGGGGGAGAUCGAACCUAAUGAUAACGAAAAGAAAUUGAAAAUAUCAAUGAUAUUUGAAAGUGGUUCUGGAGGUAGAAAUGCAUUGGAAACGUUACGACAGUAUUUUAUAAAUAAGUUAAACGUAAGGGAGUUCAUAAAAGCUCAAAGCUCAGUUAAAAAUAAACAAAGAAAGCGACGAGUCAAACUGAAAAAGGAUAAGACGUAAGAUCGUUUAACGUAUCAAUGAGUUUUGAAGAUAUGACAGAACCAUUGUAAUUAUUACAUGGAUACUGUGAACGGACAUAAUAAAACUUAAGUUCUUAGUUUGUAACGAACGUAGUUGCUUGUCUGCCCUGCUAUCUGAUCUAUUCGUAACUACUAAAUCUACAAAAAAAACAACAUCAAAUGUGUAGUAGAAUGUGAGAAAUUUAUUGAUUAUUUCAAACAAACAUUAAAAAAUGUUGUAUUCAUUUUGCUCAUAUUUCAACGAGCGAGAGCAAACACGCAUUUCAUAUAAAAUGGUUUUAUUCACGUGAUGAUUUUUACCAAAUUACAUAACAGAUAAUAUAUGUAUAUCAGGUAUUUAAUGUUUAUCCUUACCGACUAACAGUUUUUAUCAUUGUUCAAUCUUCCUAACGAGUGCGAGAAUAAUAUUACACUAGAUACUAAGAGAAAAAAAAACCAACAAAAACAAAUUAACGAGUGAAGAAAGUUUCUUCCCAUUUU
Messenger RNA from Neodiprion virginianus, 2687 nucleotides. Its product is annotated as U6 small nuclear RNA (adenine-(43)-N(6))-methyltransferase. The record is from RefSeq and is a predicted model, not a curated record. The transcript is spliced from 7 exons. Lineage: Eukaryota; Metazoa; Arthropoda; Insecta; Hymenoptera; Diprionidae. Gene Ontology annotation, molecular function: 23S rRNA (adenine(1618)-N(6))-methyltransferase activity. The coding region runs from base 646 to 2187 and encodes 513 amino acids. Gene Ontology annotation, biological process: rRNA base methylation. Gene Ontology annotation, cellular component: nucleus.